AUGCCUUCAGUUUUGAAAUGUAUUGAACGCGUGGCCUGGGAUGGAAGCUGGCAGGAUUCGUCAGUGCAGUUCAAAAAGGGGUCCUAUGUUCUUCUGCGACCCGCUUUUGUGGCACUUCAUGCCGACGACUUCUCUCCGGACGAUGAUGAGCUUGUUGCAGAGCUGGAGGAGGGUAUGGCGCCUUGGCACCGUAAGUUAUCAGCGAAGUUAGUUUCAAUGGCAAGAGCUGAGGAAGUAGAAGUUGUGGAAGUGGUGGACUUUGUCGAAGAAGAGAGAGUGUUCCCAGCUUGGAGAUUGGAACUGGACCACCGAUGGCGGGGCAGGCUCCGCGACUUCGACGGAUGGAUUACCCUCCUGAACAGAGCCACGGGCACCGAGUGGGUCGCCCCGACAACCCAGGUGCCUCCGAGCAAGGAUACCGUGGACGACGAUGCCCCAGGCCAGGAGUUGCACCCGGAGCUGGAAGAAGCAGAGAUCGCCAGGGAGUCCUCCGUGGAGCCCGAGGAGCCUGAUGAGCCGUUGCCCGUGCAGGACUCGCCAACUCUGCUGCCCGGUCUCUACAUCCUCCUGCGGCCUGCCUUCGUGUCACCGGAGGCCAAGAUCUUCGCACCCGAGGAUGACGAGCUCGUUGCGGAGCUCGACGAGGGCCAGGAGAUCGAGGUGACAGAGAUCAUCGACUUUGAGUCGGAGAAGUCCGAGCCGGCGGAUGGCGACUCCGACCCGGAGGACCAAGGUGACAUGGAGGCCGAGGAAGAUGCCGGCACCGAGCCUGCCGAGCCUGGGCCGAAAGGGCGGCGCAAGCUCUUCGACGUCGGCCUCUACGUUCUCCGGCGCCCGGCCUUCGUGUCCCCCAGGGCGGAGCUCUUCGAGCCCGAUGACGACGAGCUCGUCGCAGAGCUGGAGGAGGGCGAGGAAAUCGAGAUAGUGGAGGUUGUGGACUUCCGAAAUUUGGGGCGAGUGCGUGGGAAGCUAAAGUCGCCGGAAGGUUGGAUCACCUUGAGGAACUCUGCGACCGGGAUCAAAUGGGUCGCUCCGAAGGCCGGGUCUUCUGACGAUUCUGACGCCACUAUAAUAUGUCAUGAUCCGCCGCCUUACCCGAAGGGAUUCUACAUUCUUGUGCGAUCUGCAUAUGUUGCGUACGAUGCCGACAACUUCGCGCCUGACGACGACGAGCUUGUUGCAGAGCUGGAAGAGGGUGACGAAGUCGAGAUUGUGGAGGUAGUCGACUUCGUCGAAGAGGAGAGGGUGCGUGGCAGGCUCUACGAUCCGGAUGGGUGGAUUACCUUGCUGAACAGAGCCACCGGAGCUGAGUGGGUCACCCCGAAGGUAGAGGUGGAUGCUGGCAGCCGAGGUGAAUCUGACGAUGAUUACUCCUACUCGGAAGAUGAGGAUGGAAAUCCGCGGCCGAGGCGGCAGAGGAUGGCAUAUGACGUGGGAGAGUACAUCUUGCUGCGCCCAGCUUUCGUUGCCCGCGAUGCGAAGACCUUUGACCCUGAUGACGAUGAGGUCGUCGAGGAGCUCGAGGAAGGCCAAGAAGUUCGCGCGGUAGAAAUCGUGGAGCUGAAGGAAGAGAAACGAGUGCGAGCUCGUCUCCAUCAGCCGGACGGCUGGGUGACCUUUGCCAACACUGCGACGGGCGUCCGCAGAGUCGUGGCCAAGGAGGAGUGGCUGGAGACCCGCACGGCAACUCGACGGCAACGAAUCCACUUCACACAUGGUCACCCGGGGAAAGUCGCGAAGCGCUUGGUGGAGCUUACCGCCGAGUCCUGGGCUUCUGGCGAUGUGGGUGACUUGUUCGCAUUCUGUGCCCGAGAGAGUGGUGAGGAUGAGGAGGAGUCAGACUCUGCCUCCGAGUCAGAGCGGCGUCGGCCUCAGAUAAAUCAGUCAGAAGAUACCAGGCAAGCACGGCGAGUAGUUCACCGAAAUUCGGGAGACAUGAUCCCUUCUUUCGCAGAUGUGGGGACGGUGCACACGGACGGCGAUCUCCUCAGUCGCUCCAACCAGGGAGAGCUGGCACCCACACCAAAGUUCAAGCAGCUCUAUCCAGACGGCCGGCAGGACACUUGA
Messenger RNA from Symbiodinium sp. CCMP2456, 2067 nucleotides. The record is from the annotation of a GenBank genome assembly. Lineage: Eukaryota; Dinophyceae; Suessiales; Symbiodiniaceae.